This is a messenger RNA of Umbelopsis ramanniana AG, 609 nucleotides long. RefSeq lists its product as uncharacterized. Gene Ontology annotation, molecular function: protein-folding chaperone binding. NCBI's taxonomy places the organism in Eukaryota, Fungi, Mucoromycota, Umbelopsidomycetes, Umbelopsidales, Umbelopsidaceae. The transcript has a single exon. The coding region runs from base 1 to 516 and encodes 171 amino acids. The record is from RefSeq and is a predicted model, not a curated record.
AUGGUAUUCAGCGGUGACCGCCAUAACAAGUCACAGCCUAACAACUACCAAGGUGUGAAUCUCUUCUGUUUCCUUGUUGACAUGCAGUGGAAUGAUCCUCGUCUGCAAGUGACUAUGGCCAUUACGGCCACAGCCCUCACAGUUGGAGGCAUAGUUUAUUACCUUACCGACAAUCACCAGAAAACCCUAAGUUUCAACCAUGCCAAGAAGAAGCAGCGAAGUCACUUACAAACUCUAGCACAUAUUGAAAAGGAUAUUGCUACAGUCGAGCGAAAAAUCGAUGAAUUACCAGAAGGAACUACUGCAGAAGCGUUCAGUGUACGAGAAUGCAACGAACUUUUGAUUCAAUACUUGGAACGUUUGGACGCCGUUAUACCUAACGAUAUUCGACAUGGAGAAUUCGCUACAGCUAAAGAACAAGAGAUGAUCAAUAAGUUGAAAACGAAAAAACGAGGCUUGAUAAAACGAGCUCAGAGAAACUUCAAUAAAUUAGACACCAAAGUAUCUCCUCGAUGAUAUAGAUGAAGAAAGAACAAUCGACAACUUCCUGUAUUAUUUUGUAUAGAGAUUCAAUGACAAUUAAAACAUGUAUACUUACAUCAUUGCCGC